This is a messenger RNA of Amaranthus tricolor (Joseph's coat), 1958 nucleotides long. Its product is annotated as serine/threonine-protein kinase VIK-like. The coding region runs from base 216 to 1541 and encodes 441 amino acids. Gene Ontology annotation, biological process: protein phosphorylation. NCBI's taxonomy places the organism in Eukaryota, Viridiplantae, Streptophyta, Magnoliopsida, Caryophyllales, Amaranthaceae. The record is from RefSeq and is a predicted model, not a curated record. The transcript is spliced from 11 exons. Gene Ontology annotation, molecular function: protein binding; ATP binding; protein kinase activity.
ACAAAUCCAUAUUUGUUUUAAAAAAAUAAUAAAAGAAAAGGAAGAAACAGAAUUAACGGAUACACACAUAUAAUUCCACUACCGAUUUCCUCCCUCUUUCUUUCCCGCGUUUAUCUUCCUAUCAUCAAUUCCCUCUUUCCAUUCUCUACUUUUCAUUAUGAACUUUUUUGAUUCAUUCUUUGAUUGAAUUUCAACCGUCCGAUUCGCCGGAGAUUAUGGCUGACGGUGGUGAAACUUCAUCGGACGGUGGUGGUACUGCAGUGCCGGCGAUUUCUUUUUCGCCGAACAAAGGAGGAGAGAAGCCUAAGGAUAAAGAGAAAACUAGGGUUAGCAAAACAUCGGCGAUUUUAUGGCACGCUCAUCAAAAUGAUCCCAAUGCAGUUAGAAGACAUUUAAAAGAGGAUCGGUCUCUUGUUAAUGCUAGGGAUUAUGAUUAUCGAACUCCUCUUCAUGUUGCUUCUCUUCAUGGUUGGGUUGAUGUUGCCAAGUGUUUGAUUGAAUAUGGUGCUGAUGUUAACGCUCAAGAUCGCUGGAAAAAUACCCCUCUUGCUGACGCUGAAGGAGCCAAAAAGCAUGGGAUCAUCGAGCUUUUGAAGUCAUAUGGUGGUUUAUCUUAUGGUCAAAACGGGAGCCAUUUAGAACCAAAAGCUGUGCCCCCGCCUUUGCCAAACAAGUGUGACUGGGAGAUUGAUCCUACUGAGCUGGACUUUUCAAGUUCUUCACUGAUUGGAAAGGGGUCAUUUGGGGAGAUUUUGAAAGCCUUUUGGCGUGGCACCCCAGUUGCAGUCAAGCGUAUACUUCCAUCUCUUUCAGAUGACAGAUUGGUGAUUCAGGAUUUUAGGCAUGAGGUCAUUUUACUUGUGAAACUUCGUCAUCCUAACAUUGUUCAAUUCCUAGGAGCUGUAACUGAGAAAAAACCCUUAAUGUUAAUAACUGAAUAUCUGCGAGGGGGCGAUCUACAUCAGUACCUUAAAGAAAAAGGCGCUCUUAGUCCUUCAACAGCGAUAACUUUUGCUUUAGAUAUUGCAAGAGGGAUGGCAUAUCUUCAUAAUGAACCUAAUGUGAUUAUCCAUCGAGAUUUGAAGCCGAGGAAUGUUCUCCUGGUCAACUCCAAUGCGGACCAUUUAAAAGUUGGAGACUUUGGACUGAGUAAGCUCAUCAGGGUUCAACAUGCUCAUGACGUGUACAAAAUGACUGGCGAGACAGGGAGCUAUCGUUAUAUGGCUCCAGAAGUAUUUAAGCAUCGGAAGUAUGACAAAAAAGUUGAUGUUUUUUCUUUUGGCAUGAUAUUGUAUGAGAUGCUAGAGGGAGAGCCUCCCAUGGCAAGUUACGAACCAUAUGAGGCUGCUAAAUAUGUGGCUGAAGGACACAGACCUUUAAUUAGGUCUAAAGGUUUUGUUCCAGAUCUGAGACUAUUAACUGAACAAUGUUGGGCUUCUGACAUGAACCAGCGGCCUUCGUUUUUAGAGAUUAUUAAGAGACUUGAGAAAAUUAAGGACAUUCUUCCAGCAGAACACCAUUGGAACUUCUUUUCCGGAUGAUAUAACGCUUAAUUAUCGAUCUCAAAAUUCAAUGACUAGCUACUUCUCAUUCUCAUAAGUCAUACCGGAUGAUGUCUCGUCUGUUUGUUGUGCAAUCUGGCUCAUGUUAGUACCACUUCAAGCCUAUCAGUUCCCUUUCACUAUCGAAGGGGGCGACAUCGCACCUGUGUAAUUAGCUCUAAUUUUUUAACAUUAAAUAUAACGUAUAGCAUGUCAGAAAAUCUUGUUCAAACUUGCAUGAUUCCAACUACACAUCAUUUCGAUUUUUAGGCCUUGAAAAGGCUUCAGAUUAUUUUGUGGUUGGACAUGUAUAUCAUUAUUCAACCUCAAUUUAUUUUGCCCCUGUAAUUGUAAUUUCUGUAAAUUGUAAUUGUAAUAUAUUUAUUGUGUUUUUUACUCAAUCCUAUUCACUUCAUA